Meloidogyne enterolobii is the source of this 2403-nucleotide messenger RNA. Lineage: Eukaryota; Metazoa; Nematoda; Chromadorea; Rhabditida; Meloidogynidae. The record is from the annotation of a GenBank genome assembly.
UUAUUACUUCUAGUCACCUGUUUGUCAUCUGGCAUUCAUCUAUUUGUGAUGUCACCUCCAAGGCGUCCGACGCAAUCGAUGAGUGACGAGUUCUGGCGAGAGAUUGGGACUCCACUUGAGAGUAUCUAUGCUCUUCGCGAGACAGCUUCAAAUCUGAUCACGACUAGUUUUUACAACAAGCUAAGAAUGAGUGCUUACAGCUUUUGCCGUACUUCUCCUCCAUACAGUGCUACUACCACAAGACCUAUUAGCACUUCUUUAUUUGGACAUGGCAGGAACAGCGACCACCCAGUUCCGGAUCUCUACUUGAAUUUGGACAAUUUUCUGACCAACUUCACGAGGCACAUUUUUGAGGAUCUGUCGUACCGUUGGGGUGAGAAUUUGCUUCGUGAGUAUUCGAAAGGCUGGACGGCAUACAAGAAAAGUUCAGAAGACGUUGCAAAGAUUUUUGAUGAUCUUAGCACUAGUUUGUCUUCUUCUUUCUUUAUGGGAUACUAUAAAAUGGCUCUCCAAGUUUGGGAGAGAGAGAUUAUGCGAAAGACCUUCCGAAAAAUUACUACGGCUGCACUUUGUUACGUCGAUCGUGCACGUGAUGGACUUGAAUUCCAGAGGAAUUUGGUUAACGAUUUUGUUGUCUCGUUAGGUAAAAAUCAUUCAUUUAAAUUUGUACAUUUUCUUUUAGUUGCGGUCGGUACUCACGAAACCGGAGACUAUGACAUCGAGUUUGAAACGUACAAUGGUGUUGUCGAGGUCUUCAAAACACUUUCUACCGUCUGUCAUUAUCCACUUUACCGGGAAUUGUUUCUAAAACCGUUACUCCAUCAAACUUACCGGUACUACGUUGAUUGGUCAUCUAACUUCUUGAGAGACGGCGAGUUCUCUGAAUACUUGGAACUGGUGAAACUUCAUUUUCUUGAGGAGGAGAGUUUCUGCGGCGAGAAAGAUCCUUGUUUUGAUCUCUGCACCUUGGUACCGCUUUGUAUGGUCUGCGCUGACGCUCUUGUCAUGAGACAUAUUGAUAGAUUCUAUUCCGAGUUUGUGACAUUCCUCAACGAUCUGCAAAUAGAUAAAUUGCUGAUCAUUUAUGACUUAUGCAAUCGUAUUCCAUCAACCGUUGAUAGGUUGAAAGAACUGCUAGGAAAGUAUUUUGCACGUGUUGGUCUUAAAACUAUCAAUCAAAUUGCUGAUAAGGCCGAAAAAAGUCCUAAGCUAUUUGUUGGUACAAUAGUCCAGCUUCACGAUAACUUUAGCAAAUUAGUAAAGGACUCCUUUCGGACAAAUAACGAAUUUAUGACAACAAUGGAGGUAUCAUUCACUGAAUUUGUUGCCGAGAAUAACAUAACAAAUGGAGGAAAGACGGAGGCAAAAUCCUCUCGUUUGAUUGCCAGCUACUAUGAUCAACUAUUAAGGAAAGGUAUUGCAGCAGAGGAAAGGUUGUCUGGACUGGAAAAAGCUAUGAUUGCCUUUAAAUAUACCCGAGACAAGGACACGUUCAAUGACCAUUAUCAAAAACUUCUCUGCAAACGUCUAAUAUACCAUCUAAGCGUUGGCAUCGAGACAGAAAAGGAAAUAGUGUCCAAAUUACGGGAGAAAUUCCAAUGUCCGAGAGUCUUUGAAUCAAUGCUCAACGAAACACACAAGAGUGAGAUUGAGAUGGAAGACUUCAAGAAAGAGGACAACAAUUCUCUUCCAGUUCUAGACUUCUCUAUUAUCUUGCUUACUGAAAAAGUUUGGCCUUUUCCCAGCACUUCUAAUUUUUCCUUGCCUACUCAACUUAACGAUUAUGUCAAUGAUAAGCGCAAACUCAGUUGGAUUUACCAAGUCUCGCGUGGAGAAUUAUCUUCGUUAGAUGGAACAUUCAACAAGAAAUAUGUUUUUUUGUGUACAACACAGCAAAUUGCCAUUCUUAUGCUUUAUAACAAAUACGACUCUUGUAAACUUGACAAAAUUGCCGCUGCAAUUAAACUACCAAAUAACCAAAUAAUGUCACUGCUGCAAGUCUUAUGCAAAACUAAUUUGUUGAUCGAAAAGGAUUUGGGCAACUUUUGCCUUAAUAAUGAGUUUAAAAGUGAAAAUACAAUAAUAGACUUGAUUCGUGCAGUGGCUACUACUAACACAGGAACUCAAAGAAAGGGAGGAGAAGUGCAAAAACUCAAAAGGGACGUAUUUCGGGAGUCUGUCCUCGAAACGGUUAUUGUUCGGAUAAUGAAGGCCCGUAAGAAACUCAAACACAAUGAUUUGGUUUCUGAAGUUACAAGCCAGUUAAAUAGUCGAUUUGUUGUGAAAGCUCGGAUGAUCAAGAGUUCAAUUGAACAACUUAUCAAGGAGGAUUAUUUGAAGCGUAGCGACAAUGAUAAUAACCUCUAUGAGUAUGUCGAAGCAGUACCGGAAGACGAAGAAUAA